CAACCUUCCCGUUGGCUAUGUUUUAAUUUAAUUGUAGAUCAUACCCUUACUUCCCUGGAGCCUGACUACACUGCAAAAUGGAGAAAGUACCUGCAGUUGAAACAGUGUUUCUAUAUGGCAUAUGCGUACUGCUACCAUGGACAGACUCUUCUAGCAAGUGACAAAUGUGGAGAAUCGAUCCGAUCUCUACAAGAGGCAGAGAAGUUCUAUGGCAAAGCAGAGGAUCUGUGUAAAGAGUAUAGGCAGACCAAGGGACCAGGAAGUACAGCCAAGCCAUCAGAGCAACUCUUCUUCAGGAAAUUAGGGUCUUGGAUCAAAAACACACUGGAGAAAUGUCAAAGAGAAAAUGGAUUCAUAUAUUUCCAAAAGGUUCCUCCAGAAGCUCCCCAGUUGGAAUUGAAGGCCAAUUAUGGGCUUGUGGAACCAGUUCCAUUUGAAUUUCCAGCUCUUCAUCCUCCGUGGGCACAGCAGUAUAUGCUUUCAUGA
This is a messenger RNA of Polyodon spathula (Mississippi paddlefish), 486 nucleotides long. Its product is annotated as BRO1 domain-containing protein BROX-like. The annotation marks the transcript as partial. The record is from RefSeq and is a predicted model, not a curated record. Lineage: Eukaryota; Metazoa; Chordata; Actinopteri; Acipenseriformes; Polyodontidae. The transcript is spliced from 4 exons.